AUGUUGUCUGAUAAAAUCUUGGAUGAAGUUCUCCCAAGUAUUCCAAAAGAUAUAACCACUGAAAUAAUAAAACUAUUAGUUCAGUGUCCUGGCCAACUUCCUAAAAGGUCCAAUAUAGUAGAUUUCCUUAAUGAAAACCCUCCUGUAAAAAUACCGUUUGCCUCUAUUCAUUUUUUCCAACUUAAAACUGGAGGACAAUUAAUUUACCCUCCCUCGUAUGGAAAAAAUGAAGAUUCCUAUCAUGGUCUGUGGGAUAGUAUUAUUAAAAAUACGAUAGAGGUAUUUGGAAAACAUAAUGCUAGCUUGCCAUUAUUGGAAUUUGAUCGUAAUACUAGCAAAAAAACCACAACUGGUUGCAACCACCCAGAUAUGGUUGUGAAAGUAAGAAAUAUUUGUCUUUUUCGAGGUGAAGAAAAGUGCCCAGAAGGCGUGGGAGAUCCUUCGAAAGAGUUAACCGAAAAAAUCAAAGGUUGGAAAUAUGGAGAUGCGCCAUACAUUUUCGGAUAUUAUGCUAUUGAAACUUUUAUUACAUUUGUCACAAUGCACAAGCCUAUAACUAAAUCAAAUAAUAAGAGAAAGCAAAGUGUUUAUUCUAAGCGAAUUGCAAAGUUUGAUUUGGGACGUUUGUCUGAUAGAAUUCGCAUUAUAAAUUUUCUUCGAAAUGUCUGUCGAAUAUUACCUAUUAUAGCGAAUCUAUGCCUUCAAAGAGAUUAA
Messenger RNA from Funneliformis mosseae, 714 nucleotides. The record is from the annotation of a GenBank genome assembly. NCBI's taxonomy places the organism in Eukaryota, Fungi, Glomeromycota, Glomeromycetes, Glomerales, Glomeraceae.